Messenger RNA from Tachysurus vachellii, 4773 nucleotides. It is a transcript of the gene fbxo11b, whose product is annotated as F-box protein 11b. Gene Ontology annotation, biological process: ubiquitin-dependent protein catabolic process; regulation of apoptotic process; protein ubiquitination. Bases 463 to 2994 code for a protein of 843 amino acids. Gene Ontology annotation, molecular function: protein binding; zinc ion binding. NCBI's taxonomy places the organism in Eukaryota, Metazoa, Chordata, Actinopteri, Siluriformes, Bagridae. The record is from RefSeq and is a predicted model, not a curated record. The transcript has 23 exons.
CCUUCUCUUUCUCGCGUGCGUGCGCGCGCUGCCUGUGAGUGCGUUAGCGUUAAUGGCUCCUCCUGCGCGAGAGAGAGACACCGAGCUCCAGCACCGAGCAGUACAGGGGGAGCUGUCCGAACACCCCGAAAAACUCGCUCUCCGUCAGCGAAAAUACAACUGUUUACGCCUUUCAGUUGGUCCGUUUUAAACCGAAGACCCUCAUGUUAACGACGGAAGCGGGACGUUAGAGGAAAAAGCGUUGUGAGUUUUUUGAAACAAACAAACAAACAAAAAAAAAAAUCAACUCGCCAAAUGAACUCCGUCAGAGCGACCAACAGAAGACCCAGGCGAGUAUCGAGGCCGCGCCCGGUGCAGCCCGAGAGGAACAACGGCGAAAGAGGUACCAAAUGUGCAGUAGGGAGGAACAGACUGUAGACCUCUCAGGUGAUCAGUACACCAGAUGAGGACGUCCCUGCAGAUAUGGUUGCAGAAGAAUCUGGUCCAGGAGCUCAAAACAGUCCAUAUCAACUCCGCAGAAAGUCUUUAUUGCCUAAGAGAACCGCGUGUCCCACAAAAAGCAGUAUGGAGGGAGCCUCCACUUCAGCAACAGAAACUUUUGGUCACCGAGCAAAACGUGCCCGAGUGUCAGGAAAGUCCCAAGACCUUCCAGCUUCCCCUGCAGAACAGUAUCUCCAAGAAAAGCUUCCAGAUGAGGUGGUCCUGAAGAUUUUUUCUUACUUGCUAGAGCAAGAUCUGUGUCAGGCUGCUUGUGUCUGCAAGCGCUUUAGUGAGCUAGCUAAUGACCCUAUUCUCUGGAAGCGAUUGUACAUGGAGGUGUUUGAAUACACACGGCCCAUGAUGCAUCCAGAACCAGGGAAAUUCUAUCAAAUAAACCCUGAAGAAUAUGAGCAGCCUAACCCAUGGAAGGAAAGCUUUCAGCAACUGUAUAAAGGUGCACAUGUUAAGCCUGGCUUUGCAGAACAUUUUUACAGCAAUCCAGCCAGAUACAAAGGCAGAGAGAAUAUGCUGUACUAUGACACCAUUGAGGAUGCAUUGGGAGGAGUUCAGGAGGCCCAUUUUGAUGGGCUAAUAUUUGUUCAUUCUGGAAUCUACACAGAUGAAUGGAUCUACAUCGAGUCUCCCAUUACAAUGAUCGGUGCAGCUCCUGGAAAAGUAGCUGAUAAGGUUGUCAUUGAGAACACUAGAGAUUCAACAUUUGUGUUUAUGGAGGGUUCAGAAGAUGCAUAUGUAGGUUACAUGACCAUUAGGUUCAACCCUGAUGAUAAAUCAGCUCAGCAUCACAAUGCACACCACUGCCUGGAGAUCACAGUGAACUGCAGCCCGAAUAUUGACCACUGCAUUAUUCGCAGCACCUGCACAGUGGGUUCGGCAGUGUGUGUAAGUGGUCAAGGUGCAUGUCCCACCAUCAAGCACUGCAACAUCAGUGACUGUGAAAAUGUGGGGCUCUACAUCACUGAUCAUGCGCAGGGCAUUUAUGAAGAUAAUGAAAUCUCCAACAAUGCAUUAGCGGGGAUCUGGGUGAAAAACCAUGGCAACCCCAUCAUUAGGAGGAACCAUAUCCAUCAUGGCAGAGAUGUUGGCGUGUUCACAUUUGACCAUGGCAUGGGCUACUUUGAGAGCUGCAACAUACAUAGAAACAGAAUUGCAGGUUUUGAGGUAAAGGCGUAUGCCAACCCCACAGUGGUGCGCUGUGAAAUUCACCACGGCCAAACAGGCGGCAUCUACGUCCACGAGAAGGGCCGGGGCCAGUUUAUAGAGAAUAAGAUCUAUGCUAAUAACUUUGCUGGUGUGUGGAUCACGUCAAACAGUGACCCCACCAUUAGGGGUAAUGCCAUCUUCAAUGGAAAUCAAGGGGGCGUUUACAUAUUUGGUGAUGGCAGAGGUCUCAUAGAGGGCAAUGAUAUUUAUGGAAACGCCCUGGCCGGCAUUCAGAUCCGAACCAACAGCUGCCCUAUAGUCAGACACAACAAGAUACACGAUGGACAGCAUGGGGGAAUCUAUGUACAUGAGAAGGGCCAGGGUGUUAUUGAGGAGAAUGAAGUGUAUAGCAACACCCUAGCAGGAGUGUGGGUGACCACAGGGAGCACACCCGUGCUCAGGCGGAACAGAAUACACAGUGGCAAACAGGUUGGAGUGUAUUUCUAUGAUAAUGGUCAUGGUGUAUUGGAGGAUAAUGAUAUCUAUAACCACAUGUACUCUGGUGUACAAAUCAGAACUGGAAGCAACCCCAAGAUUAGAAGAAACAAAAUCUGGGGAGGGCAGAAUGGAGGCAUUCUUGUUUACAACUCUGGGUUGGGCUUUAUUGAGGACAAUGAGAUAUUUGACAAUGCCAUGGCUGGAGUAUGGAUUAAGACUGACAGCAACCCCACCCUACGUAGGAACAAGAUCCAUGAUGGCCGAGAUGGUGGUAUCUGCAUAUUUAACGGUGGAAGGGGAUUAUUGGAGGAAAAUGACAUCUUCAGAAAUGCCCAGGCUGGUGUCCUCAUUAGUACUAACAGUCACCCAGUAUUGCGGAAGAACCGAAUAUUUGAUGGCUUUGCUGCUGGCAUCGAGAUAACAAACCAUGCUACUGCAACUUUAGAAGGCAAUCAAAUAUUCAAUAACAGAUUUGGAGGGCUGUUUCUUGCUUCUGGUGUCAAUGUCACAAUGAAAGACAACAAAAUCAUGAACAAUCAGGAUGCCAUAGAGAAAGCUGUGAGCAGAGGUCAGUGCCUGUACAAGAUUUCCAGUUACACCAGCUAUCCCAUGCACGACUUUUACAGGUGCCACACUUGUAACACAACAGACAGAAAUGCAAUCUGUGUGAACUGUAUUAAGAAGUGCCACCAAGGGCAUGAUGUUGAGUUUAUACGACAUGAUAGGUUUUUCUGUGACUGUGGUGCGGGAACACUGUCGAACCCUUGCACGUUAGCUGGAGAGCCGACACACGACACGGACACUCUGUAUGACUCGGCGCCUCCUAUAGAGUCUAACACAUUACAACACAACUGAGGUUCAGCCUGUUCUCCAUCUCAGCACCCUGGUCUUUAAUUUAUCCUGUCUAUAAAGUCAGAGCUUCUAUAACUCUGGUCUUAGAAAGACUCUGCAUACAACGUGACAGGACAACAAACUUUUUAGACUUGAAUAAAUUGUAUGGUAAAGGAAACCAUUUUGAGUGGAGACAUGGGACUCCUUUGGAUCUCUGCCUGUUUUCUGGAUAGAGAUGUCUCUAUAUUGCUAAAAGGGUUCUGAUGCAAGCGGAUACGAGAGAUUCCCUGUUCAUAUUCACUUGGCUCUCAAUCUGCAAAGAGUUAAUAGUUGACUAAAGCUUUGGAAGAGUUAAGAGCUGCACAGAGAAGCAAUAUGUUGACUCAGGAUUCUGGAGAUUAAGAGAAUAGACAACAGUGGCAUCAACUUUCAGCAGAAGAACGAAGGAAAUGUCCAAACCGAUAAGCCUGUGCAGUCUCUGAUGCGUGCAGGUUCAGGUGAAGUUCUUUUGCAGUUUUGUACAGGCGUAACAGUGGCCAGAAACACACAGCCAUCACCCCUCCCCCAGAGACGCUGCCUGGAUAAGAGGGAGAGCCAUGAUGACAUGGCUUCCUUGGCAACUGUUUCUAGGUAACAGAUUUGCUGGUUAUAUGUAUGGUAUAAAAAAAAUGAAAAAAAUGUGGUUAGCACUUGCUUUUUCUUUUCUUCCCUUCUUUCUUUAUUUUUUAAACAUUAAUGUUAUUCUGAUCAACAAAUAUGAUUUUAAUGCUUUCUCAUGUAGUUUUGUAUUUUCAAGCAAAAUCUUACAGUAUUUGAAUGUCUUUUAUUUUAUUAUAUAUUAUAAUUAUUAUUGUUAUUAAUAUUUUCGUUAGCGCAUGUUAGGCUUGUAAUCAUACUGUGUCUCAGCAUAUAAAUUCUUUCUGUGAAAGAGGAAUAGUGAAAAAAAAAAAAAAAAAGAUUUGGAAAACACUACAAUGUCCUCCAGCUAUGGUUUUCGAUAGGCAAAGGUAUGAAGCGGUUGUUAAUGUGUGGUGGUUUUUUAUUUUUUAUUUUUUUUUAUUCUGUUCCUUUCAUUUUAUUAUUUAUUUUGCCUUUUUAUAAACUUUCCUCUGGCUGUGACUCUUAUAAAAGCCUCCAUGUGGUCCCCCAGCUCACAGUGUUUGCUUUACCUUUCACUGCCAUUUAGACAAACAGGGACAUUUCCCUGGCCUUUUUUUUUUUUCCUACCUAAACAUUUGGAAAAGUGAUUUCUAACCAGACUUUAAAGUGCUAAUAAGAUUCUAAUGGAAGUGUUUAUGAACAUUUAUUAAUGUUUAUACAAAGUCCUGCUUCACUUAUGCUUUUAUUCUUGUCCGUAAAAUUUUCAUGGACAGUGAUGAGUACAUCUCCCAGUUUUAUUAGAAUAUAUUCUUUUCUUUUGGCCAUUGACCUAUAAACGUGCCUGUUCUUUCUUUUUCUUUCUUUUUUUUUUUUUUUUUGAGUGAUUAGUAUGAUUGAAAAGCAUUGCUGGAGUUUGCCAUGUUUUAAGGCCCUGGCCUCUUCAAAGCUGAAACACAAGUCUCUACGGCCUCAUUGUCUUUUUGCCCCUCUCUUCACCCCCAUCUCUGUGUAUUGUGGUGACUGUGGCUUCUCAUGCUGCCGCAAUUGUAUGCAUGUACCAUAACAUCUAGACUUAAUAUAUUGUGAAGUAUUCAAUAACCAUUAUGUAGAUGCUAGUGUGAAUUCAAAAAGGGUUUAAUUUCCUAGAAAACAAAACAAAAAGGAAACUGGUCAUUUUUAAGAAAAUAAACUUUAUUAGAUCAA